AUGAAGAUGUUAGAUGCUUGGGAUAUCUUAUUGUCAAAGUUAGAAGAUUUUUCAGUUCGAGGUAUAAAGUUUUAUACACCUUCUCCAAACUUCUAUUCUAUCUUCACUGGAUAUAAAUACGAACAAGUAGAAUGGAAAGAAAAUAUUAUAGAAGCUUGGUUAGACCAUGUCAAAGAAAUUAUAUGCAAUGGAAACGAAAAGGUUUAUGAGUAUAUCUUAUGUUGGUUUGCAAAUAUCUUACAACAUCCAAGUGCUAAAAAUGAAACUGCUCUCAUUAUAAUUGGAAAACAAGGAACUGGUAAGAACACUUUCUUUACAGAUAUCUUAUGCAAACUGUUAGAGGGCUAUUCGAACCCUAAUAUGACAAACUUAGAAAACAUCUGCGGUAAAUUUAACUCUUCAAUAGAGAAUAUGAAACUUAUAGUAUGUAACGAACUUCAAAGUAUAGAUACAACAAAAGUUUUGAACUCGGAUGCUUUGAAGAGUCUUAUAACAGACAAAGUUGGAGUUGUUGAAAGAAAAUAUAAAGACCAAAGAGUUUGUGAAAAUGUUGCAAAUUUCAUUAUGGUUUCAAACAAUGCCGUUCCGAUGAAGUUAGAAAGUUCUGACAGAAGAUAUGUAGUUGUCAGAACGUCAGAUUCUCAUAUGCAAGAUACAGAAUAUUUUGACGACUUAGCAGAAACUUUGACAUCUGACUUUUACAACCACUUGUUCUCAUAUUUCAUGACAUUAGAUAUUUCAAAGUUCAAUCCAAGACAAAUUCCACAUACCGAAGAGAGACAAACAUUGUUAGAAGCAAACAAGAGUGUAUAUGAACUGUUUAUAGAUGAGACUAACUUUGAGUGUUUAGAUGAAAGGUCAUUGUACGAUUCAUAUAAACAGUAUUGUCAAGAGUAUGGUUAUAUGGCAGCGUCUAAACGAACAUUCUUGGCAAAUGUCAAAAGUCUUUUAGAUGUUCAGAACGGC
This is a messenger RNA of Trichomonas vaginalis G3, 966 nucleotides long. RefSeq lists its product as uncharacterized. Lineage: Eukaryota; Parabasalia; Trichomonadida; Trichomonadidae. The annotation marks the transcript as partial. The record is from RefSeq and is a predicted model, not a curated record. The transcript has a single exon.